AAAUUUACUUAAAAAAUAGGAUUGUUUCCAAUAAAUGGAGGACAGUGGACACUGAAUUACAUAUAGGAAGGAGUAGCCAUCGUCCCAAAAGUUUACAUCUCCUUGUUGGAACAGUCCUCUGAUCUAACCAAAACUUUGUCUAAUAAGAGCACCCUUUUGGCUCCUCAUGGCAUUAGACUCAAACAAACAUGAAGGUGCUAGCUCUACUACACCUGACCAAGUUGACAGACAGCAGGUGCCGAAUGGGAGCAGCGACGACAGAGCCAAACGACACCCUCGAUGGACCAGGCACGAGACGUUUGUCCUCAUAGAGGGCAAGAAGGUCGUGGAGAAUGCGGUUCAGAAGGGCCGCAGCAGAUCUUCUUCAGCCUUGGGGUCCGACCAUUUUGAACCAAAGUGGGAUCUGGUCUCAUCAUACUGUAAGCAGCGAGGUGUGAGCAGAGAGCCAGUUCAGUGCAGGAAAAGAUGGAGCAAUCUUCUUGUUGAUUUCAAGAAAAUCAGGAACUGGGAGUCACAGAUAAAAGGAGCGGCUGAGUCUUUUUGGGUGAUGAGAAAUGAUGUGAGGAAGGAGAGGAAGCUUCCCGGUUUCUUCGAUCGGGAAGUUUACAACAUCUUGGAUGGAAAUGCUGUGACUGCAACAGCAGCAUGUCCACUGGCAUUGUUUAUCCCAGUACAAACAGAUGCACAGAGUGGUGAUGGGGCAGAAGAGGCAGCUGCAGAAGAAGAGGAGGAGGAACCUGGAAAAGCUGCCAAUGGCCUUCAACAGGAUAUGGCAGAAGAUGGUUUAUGUUCAGAUUCUGAGGAGUCAGAGCACGAGGAGACAGAGUCCAAGAAGGAAAACCUGAUGCAAGACAGUCCUGCAACAACAGUCACAACUCCAAUGCCUUCUUCAGGCACAAUAAAAGAUAAACGGGGUUUAGACUCAAAUACAUGUGGAGAGCAUAUCACUCAGGAGAAACGGAAGCAGAGACGGUUGGCAAUAGACGGAUGUGAAGACAACUACAGUGACCAGUUGAUCAGAGUACUUGAGAGGAACAACGCCCUGCUGAAUGCCCAACUUGAAGCUCGUAACAUAAAUUGCCAUUUGGAUAGGGAACAGAGGAAGGAGCAAAGUAACAGCUUUCUUGCUGCCAUCAGCAAGGUCACAGAUGCUCUAGUGAGAAUCGCAGAUAAAUUAUGA
Molecule: messenger RNA, 1180 nt
Organism: Prunus mume (Japanese apricot)
Lineage: Eukaryota; Viridiplantae; Streptophyta; Magnoliopsida; Rosales; Rosaceae
Product: trihelix transcription factor ASR3-like
Source: RefSeq, a predicted model, not a curated record